Prunus avium (sweet cherry) is the source of this 810-nucleotide messenger RNA. Lineage: Eukaryota; Viridiplantae; Streptophyta; Magnoliopsida; Rosales; Rosaceae. The record is from RefSeq and is a predicted model, not a curated record.
AUGAAGGAAUUAGGUGAGUUACAAUAUUUUCUUGGCAUAGAAGUUGCUAGAUCAAAACAUGGCAUAUUUCUAUCCCAAAGAAAAUAUGUGUUAGAUUUGUUAACAGAAAUUGGAAUGCUUGAUUGCAAGCCAGUUGACACACCUAUUGAGCAGAACCACAAGUUAGGGAUGUAUCCAGAUCAAGUACCCACUGACAAAGAAAGGUAUCAAAGAUUGGUUGGGCCACUGAUCUAUCUAUCACACACACGCCCCGACAUAGCUUAUGAUGUGAGUAUGGUGAGUCAGUUUAUGCAUCAACCGAGUGAGGCACACAUGAAUGGAGUAACACGGAUUAUGAGGUACUUGAAGGCUGCCCCUGCAAAAGGGUUGAUGUUCUCCAAACAUACACAUAUAAACCUGGAAGGAUACACAGAUGCUGAUUGGGCAGGAUCCAUCACAGAUAGACGUUCUACUUUUGGAUAUUUUACAUUUGUGGGUAGCAACUUAGUCACUUGGAGAAGUAAGAAGCAAAGAGUUGUGGCUAGAUCAAGUGCUGAAGCAGAAUUUAGGGGAAUGGCUCAAGUUCUGAGUGAAUUGCUCUGGUUACGGAGAUUACUGAAGGACCUUGGAGUUAAACCAUUAAAGGCUACAAACUUGUACUGUGACAAUAAAGCUGUAGUCGAGAUAGCACAUAACCCAAACCAACUUGCCGACAUUCUAACAAAGGCCGUAUCAAGUAAAGUUUUCUAUGAUUCACUUGACAAGUUGGGCAUGCGUGAUAUUUGCACCAACUUGAGGGGAAGUGUUAGUCAAGACAAAAACAAGACAUAG